Molecule: messenger RNA, 2023 nt
Organism: Tachyglossus aculeatus (Australian echidna)
Lineage: Eukaryota; Metazoa; Chordata; Mammalia; Monotremata; Tachyglossidae
Gene: CCM2L
Product: CCM2 like scaffold protein
Exons: 10
Coding region: 1-1734 (577 amino acids)
Biological process (GO): heart morphogenesis
Source: RefSeq, a predicted model, not a curated record
AUGGAGGGCCAGAACAAGAAGGGGAGAAAGCUGACAGAGAACCCUUCCCAUCCCUCCCCAUCCCCCGGCGGAGUCCAGGGCUUCGUGUCCCCCAUCCGCCGGCUGGCCUUCUCCAAGACCGGGCCGCGGCAGGUCCCAGCCGGGGUCGGGGGUCGGGGGUCCCGUCGCCCCCUGCACUCCGUCCCCCUCUACCCCCCGGACUACUUGGCCGACCCCCGCAUCCUGCUGCACGACUACCUGGAGAAAGAGGUCCAGUUCCUCGGGCAGCUGACCUGGGUUUCCUCGUCCCUGAACCCCUCCAGCAGAGAUGAGCUCCUGCAGCUGUUGGACAAGGCCCGGGUACAGGAGCUGCCUCUGCGACGCCCCCCGGGAGCGGAGCAGGACAGCAUCCUCAGCCUGUCGGCCCGCUGCCUGCUGCUCACCUGGCGGGACAACGAGGAGCUCAUCCUGCGCGUGCCCACCCACCACGUGGCAGCCGCCUCCUACCUAAGAGACGACGCCCUCCACCUCCUCGUCCUCAAGACCGGCCUGGGGGUGGACCCGGUGCCCCCGGAGAGGUCGCCCGGGGCCGGAGGGGGUCCGGAGCCCCGGCAGCCCGGGGGCAACGUGGAGCGACGCCACACCAUCUGCAGCCUCGACUGGAAGAUGGCGCGGGGCGGGCGAGAGGGCCGGGCCGGAGCCGGCGGCAGCCUGGAGCGCCAGCAGGCCCGGGGGGCCGGUCCCAAUCCCGGGGGGCGGCCUUUCGGCAGCUGGGAGAGGAAGGGGGCCGCCCGCCCGGGGGGCAGCUGGGAGAGGAAGGGGGCCGCCAACCCGGGGGGCAGCUGGGAGAGGAGGCACGUGGGAGGAAACCCUCUGGACCCCCGGGACCCCAGCCCGGACGCCUACUGCAACCUGGUCAUCCUGGCGGUGGCAAGCAGGGAGGCGGCGGAGGAAUCUUGCUCGCUGAUCAGCCAGGCCUUCCGCAUCAUCUACGGAGACCAAACCAUCCAGCCCAUCGACCGAGCCGGAUGCCACUGCGCCCCCGGGCCUGGCCGGCCCUGGCUCACCGCCCGCAGUGACAGCGUGAACACGGAGGUGACCUACAGUUACGAUGCUGAUUUUAGCUGUUGCAGCUCUUUCACGGGCUCCCACGACACCUUCGAAGCCUGCUACAGCAGGGCGUCCACACCAUCGUCCUUUCAGGACUCUCGCCACAGCGGCAGCGAUCAGAGCGGCGGGGACGUGGAGCACUUGCAGGAGUAUUUGAACACGCUGAGGAACAAACUCUCUCCGCCGGAAAUCCAGAAGUUUGCCGUGCUACUGCGGGAAUACCGGCUGGGAAUGGACGUGCAGGAAUAUUGCCGGGAGCUGCUCAGGCUUUACGGGGACAAGAGGAAAUUCCUGCUCCUCGGCCUGGGGCCCUUCGUCCCCGACCAGGACGUGGGCUACUUCGAGAGCUUCCUGGAGGACCUCGGCAUCCGCGAGGGAGGCAUCCUCACCGACAGCUUCGGCAGGAUCAAGAGAGGCCGGGCCUCCGCCUCCAUCCCGGCCUUCCCGGGCUCCACUCCCUUUCCCAUCCCGGCCUCCAUGCCUGCUCCCGCCCUGGCCUCCGUCCCGGCCUCCAUCCUGGCCUCCGCCGCUGUAUUGGCCUCCACCUCCCCCGACCGCAGCUACAGAGCCAAAGAUGGAGGCCCUCAUGAGCCGCGGGUUCAAGGGGAGGAAGAGGAAGAAGAGGAGGAGGACAACUAUCUGUGAGCAAAGCAGCGCGGGGGGCAAGGCUCUCUCCGAGCCCCUUCCCCUCCCUGGGAUCUGGGCGACGCCAAUCGCCCGCCACUCCAUCAGCAGCGCUUACUGAGCGCCUACAGUGUGCAGAACUCUGUACUGAGCGCCCGGGAGAGGCAAUAGAAUUAGCAGAUACGAGCCCUGCUAUUGAGGCGCUCACCACCUACCCAUCAAUCACCGGUAUUCACUGAGCGCCGUCGGCGUGCCAAGCGCCACGUUGAGCACUUGGGAGAGUCCAGUAGAGUUAGGAGACACCCUCAAG